Limulus polyphemus (Atlantic horseshoe crab) is the source of this 1711-nucleotide messenger RNA. Its product is annotated as F-box/LRR-repeat protein 14-like. Gene Ontology annotation, cellular component: SCF ubiquitin ligase complex. Gene Ontology annotation, biological process: SCF-dependent proteasomal ubiquitin-dependent protein catabolic process. The coding region runs from base 83 to 1363 and encodes 426 amino acids. The transcript has a single exon. NCBI's taxonomy places the organism in Eukaryota, Metazoa, Arthropoda, Merostomata, Xiphosura, Limulidae. Gene Ontology annotation, molecular function: protein binding. The record is from RefSeq and is a predicted model, not a curated record.
CUGUUACGCGAUAUUGUAGUGGUUUACAGAAAUCUGAAAAUGUGCCUAAAGUAUUACUUUUAGGCUUCUUUCAAAUAAUAUUAUGGAAGAUAUGGAUUUAUGUCCGCUUAAAAAGACAAUUCAUGUUUCUUGUUUGUAUCCGGAGAUCUUAGCCCUUAUAUUUGGCUACCUUGACGUUAGAGACAAGGGUCGUGCCGCACAGGUUUGUAAAUCCUGGCGGGAAGCCGCUUAUCACAAGUCCGUAUGGCGAGGAGUAGAAGCUCGUCUACACUUGAGGCGCUCUAACCCGUCUUUGUUCCCAAGUCUUGUACGACGAGGUAUCCGCCGUGUACAGGUGCUCAGUCUACGUAGAAGUCUACGGGACGUUGUGCAAGGAUUACCAAACUUGGAAUCUCUUAAUAUGACCGGAUGUUACAAUCUGACAGACUCUUGGUUAAAUUAUGCUCUGGACCACGAUGUACAAUCACUCACAGUCCUUAACCUCAGUAUGUGUAAACAAAUUACAGAUUCCAGUCUGAGUUGUAUAGCCCAUCAUGUUAGACAUUUAGAAGUACUGUACCUUGGAGGUUGCAGUAACAUCACCAACUUAAGCCUACGUUUCAUCGCGUGGGGGCUGAAGAAACUUCGUGUGUUAAAUCUGAGAAGCUGUCGCCAUGUCUCUGAUAAAGGAAUCGGAGAUUUAACAGGUUUGUCGCCAGACUGUGGAAAUGGAGCAGUUAGUUUGGAAUACUUGGGUCUUCAAGACUGCCAGAAAAUAACUGAUGAAGCCCUACGAUAUCUUAGCCACGGCAUACUGCACCUGAAAAAUGUUAAUCUCAGUUUUUGUUCUGGUAUUACGGACUCUGGGUUGAAACAUUUAGCGCGGUUGUCAACCGUACGUGAGCUCAAUCUUCGUAGCUGUGAUAACAUUUCAGAUAUUGGAAUGGCUUAUUUGGCCGAAGGUGGGUCAAGGGUGACCAUACUGGACGUGAGUUUUUGUGAUAAGGUAAGUGACCAGGGUCUUCUGUAUUUAUCCCAAAGUUUUAAUCUGCGUAGCCUCAGUCUUAACGCUUGUCCAAUCAGCGAUGAAGGUCUCAGUCGUGUAGCACGCACGUUAUCAGAUCUACAUACUCUAAACAUUGGUCAGUGUUGUAGGGUCACAGAUAAAGGACUUAGUCACAUCGCAGAAAAUCUUCAUCACCUGCAGUGUAUAGACCUGUACGGCUGUACCAAGAUCACAACUGUAGGUCUUGAGAAAAUUAUGCAGAUACCAAAUCUUGGUGUUUUAAACCUCGGCUUAUGGCAACGGGAGCAAAGCAAACAUUGUGACGGUCUUCAUGAAAGAAUUGAUUCGGCUAAAAAACUAAACCAUAAAGUGCACUAGAACUUAGAAGAAUGACGUGUACAUACGCGUCCGUGGGAGGCCAGCUUCCUGGUAUAUUUACUAUGUUUGCCAACCGUCCAUAUUGUUAACUUGAUAAUACUAACUUGAGAGUUAAUAUUAAAUUUAAACUUUUUUGCAUAUUUCCAGAACAAAAUGGAAAGACCUUGUGAUUUAUACUUAUAGCAAGUAGAUCUGCAUCCUUAUCAGGUAAUUUAACUAGAUUAUCAUAAAUCUUAGGUGUAUUGCUGUACAGAUAAAAAUAUUGUGAAUACAAAAGCAGUAUAUUGAACGUUUGGAAAUGUAAAUUGUAAUAUGUACAGUGUAACAAAAAUUGUUAUAAACUUAAGA